GGCUUAAAGUUUUUACAUCUCCCGCCAAAAGUAUGCUCUGCCCCCCCUUUUUUUCUUGAGAGAAUGCUCAGCUCACAGCCUCACACUACGCCUUUUCCGUCUCAAUUUCUCCACCGUCGAGUUCAUCUGAUCUCUUCGUUUCUUGAAGACCUAUUAUCAUAAUCUCCGCCUUCCCUAAUUUCAAAGCCCGGAAAACGUUUGGCUGCAAAAAGUUGUACCCGUUUGAAAUUUGAGGAAAAAUGUACGGGAGAAAAGCAAGUGAAUUAGUGAAGGAAUUCGCUAGUUGUGAGCCUGGGCAGAUUUGUACUUUCAAUAAUGACCUUUUUGCUCAAGUGCUUGAAGAAUGUGAUGGGCAUCUCCUUCACCUUCAGCCUUUAAUGAGGAAAAUACAAGAGCAUGAAAAUAAAUUGAAAGAUAAAAGGAGAUCAGAAGAGGAAAUUGGAAUUUCAGAAGAUGAAACGAGGAACUCUGAAGCUGAGAAGACACUCAUCCAAAAUGCUCUGAAAUCUGAUCAAUUUGGGGCACUGGUUCAUCACCUUUCCUUGGUCCGCAAUAAGCGCUGUCUCAUGGCUUAUGUAUAUAAACGGGCAGAAGUCAUCAGAAGUUUGGGAUGGAUGGUCGACAGUGUGCUUCCUGAAGAAAUCCAAGAGAAACUCAAUACUACUGAAAAAGAAUAUUUCAAAAAUCAUGCUGCCACUCUACAAUCCUACAUGGCAGAGCUUGAUCUUCAUCUGACUGUGGAUAUGAUUCCUCCUAAAGAUCCCUACAUAAAGGUGAGAGUUCUUGAUGAUAUUGGGGAGAUUGCGCUGAGUGAUCAGGUAGCCAACUUAGCACGACACGCAAUCAUGUUCCUGCGACGAACUGAUGCAGAGCAAUACAUCACUCAGGUCGCUCUACAACUUAUCUGUCUUCUCUGCCAUUAGAUUGAAACCUCUUUUGUAAUUUGAUAGCUAUUGAUACGAACAGGGCCAAAUGGAAGAGCUGACAGGCUGACUCGCUUGGAGGUUCUAGUGUUUGAAAUCCUUCUAUGCUCUAAUCUAUAUCUGAAAUCAAACUGGUGAAGGUUCACUUCACUUUCACAUAUCAACUUCACUUGCACCAUAUUAUGAGAUUCACAUACCACAGUUACUGCUAGGCUUGUUUAACAGUAGUAAUAAAUUUUUACUACAUGACUCACCAUUUUUAUAUUCGGUAGCCUCUUUCGAUCA
Molecule: messenger RNA, 1208 nt
Organism: Salvia miltiorrhiza (redroot sage)
Lineage: Eukaryota; Viridiplantae; Streptophyta; Magnoliopsida; Lamiales; Lamiaceae
Exons: 6
Coding region: 240-923 (227 amino acids)
Biological process (GO): DNA strand elongation involved in mitotic DNA replication; DNA replication
Cellular component (GO): GINS complex
Source: RefSeq, a predicted model, not a curated record